Messenger RNA from Medicago truncatula (barrel medic), 872 nucleotides. RefSeq lists its product as uncharacterized. Lineage: Eukaryota; Viridiplantae; Streptophyta; Magnoliopsida; Fabales; Fabaceae. The transcript has 2 exons. The coding region runs from base 102 to 608 and encodes 168 amino acids. The record is from RefSeq and is a predicted model, not a curated record.
UCAAACAACUACAAUCCAGCUCUAUUCAAAUUCAUCACUCAAAUAACCAAAACCUUAACACAAAAAAAAAAAAAAAAAAAUCAUCAAACCAACAAAAAAACAUGUCCGCCAUAACAACCUUAACAUUCACAAACACCACCAACAUCACAUUCCCAACCUCAAUCUCCACGAAAAAUCCAAUCUUUCACACAACCCAUUUCACAAAACCACUUCAUCUUCAAAACCCACUUUCAAUUUCCCUCAGAAAACCCAUUUCCACCAUUGUUUUAUGCAAAGGUUCAGUAGAAUCAGAAUCUGAAGUGCCCUUUGUUCCUGAAGAUGAGUGGCUUCAGAAACUACCUGAGAAGACUAAGCCUUUGUAUACACAUAGCUUGCCUUGUAUUGAAGCUUGGUUGAAGAGUUUGGGGUUUAAUCAGAGUAAGGAUGAUAGGGCUUUGUGGGUUGUUAAUAAGAGUGAUUGGUGUGCUCAGCUUUCUCUUGAUGUUACUGACCUCUAUGUUAGGUAUUUGAAGAGUGGACCUGGGAAUCUUGAAAAAGAUGUAGAAAGGAGAUUCAGCUAUGCUUUGAGCAGAGAAGACAUUGAGAAUGCUGUGCUUGGUGGACCAUAGAUAGAUAGCCAUUUUGCUUUAUACUUUCAAAAUAUACAAUGGUUUAAUUCCUUGUUGGAAGUUAUUUCAUAUGUGAAAUCAUUGAUUUUCAUGUCAAAUUUCAUUCUAUUGAAAGGACUAGAGAGAAUGUUUUAUGAUGAGAUAAUUUCCAUGGUUUUGUAGAUAGGUGAAACUUAAUAAUAAGUUUCAUGGUGUCCCCUUUGUUUUCCCUUAGCAGCACUUAUAUUUUGUUUGGGGCUGAAUCUAACAUUUUAAAGUUAUUCA